Messenger RNA from Penicillium nucicola, 429 nucleotides. Its product is annotated as C2H2-type zinc finger protein. The record is from RefSeq and is a predicted model, not a curated record. Lineage: Eukaryota; Fungi; Ascomycota; Eurotiomycetes; Eurotiales; Aspergillaceae. Gene Ontology annotation, biological process: regulation of transcription by RNA polymerase II. Gene Ontology annotation, molecular function: RNA polymerase II cis-regulatory region sequence-specific DNA binding; DNA-binding transcription factor activity, RNA polymerase II-specific. The coding region runs from base 1 to 429 and encodes 142 amino acids. The transcript is spliced from 2 exons. Gene Ontology annotation, cellular component: chromatin.
AUGAACAUAUCAACACCUGAAACGCCCGAGUCAACGGGUAAAAGAAAGCCCCGAACAUGUCCACACUGCAAGCGUCAUUUUCGUCGCCACGAACACCUCCAACGGCAUAUUCGGAUACAUACAAAUGAAAAGCCAUACAAAUGUACCUGCGGAGCUUCAUUCGGCAGGCGGGAUCUACUGAAACGCCAUGAGGACAUUGGCCACUCUCCAACUCCUCCAACGCAGCAAGUAUCGCCUAUGACUGGCCAUAGCAAUCAGAACCUUCAGUCACCACUGAAUAAUGUCUCCACUGGCAAUUCAGACACAUCAUUCUGGGGGGUGCCUGAUCUCCAAGGGGUUGCUAUGCCCACUCCGAUUGAUUCGGAGGGACAAUUUCCAAGUUAUCAAUUUGAAGGUUCACCUCCCCUUGCUAUUAUAUGUGGAGCCUGA